AUGCCCAAGAAAAUUGAAGGGUACUGAAUACAAUACCAUGUCAAAUUACGACAUCGACAUAAUAUGCCAUGAGACAUGCGUGUAUCAACUGUUUCGUUAUCAGUGCUACUAGUAUCUACCAUGUAAACAUUUCAUGAACCAAACGAUGACUUUGACUGAAUAUCUUAUGUUAUCGCACCAUUAUCUAGUACCGAAUAACACAUUUCUUGUCAUGAGUGCAAUAACAUACGCAAAGUUUUAGUUGAGAUUUUUUGUUUGCCGGUAUCUGGAAUUAUUUUAAAACGAACUUUAUUUUCGGAUCAAUUAAAUGGAAACUAAAUUAUUUAAUAACCUACUGGGAAUUCUGUUGAAUGUUGUUUUCCCAAUCAAGAUGUUGCUAAGACUUUAUUCCUUUUGCAUAUUGAUGGUGGAUAUAGCAUGGGUGGUGUUUAAUGCUGUGUGUGCAAUUUUACAAGCUGUUUAUGAGCUGUUCAGGCCUCCACCAUUAAAAUCAGUAAGACUUGAAACUGCACUGGUGAUCGGUUCUGGCCGUGGAGUGGGUCGUGAAAUUGCCAUACAACUAGCUGAUCUUGGUGCAAUUGUCUUAUGUGUAGACAAGAACAGUACUUCUAAUGAUUCCACUAUAGAAUGUAUUAAAAGUAAAGGAGGUUCUGCUGUUGGUUACACCUGUGAUAUUACUAAGAAAGAGAAUGUUCAGAUGUUGGCAGCUCAGCUGAAGAAAGAUGUUGGGUUUGUGAGCAUGUUGUUCUAUUGCUGUGGAAUACCGAGUCCCAGAUCCUUGAUGACUCAACCACCUCAGGAUAUACAUGAUACAUUAGAUGUUACACUAACAUCUUAUUUCUGGUUCAUAGACCACUUCCUACCUGACAUGAAGGCUAAGAACCAUGGGCAUAUAGUAGCAUUGACUUCAGUGGCCGGACUGAGCUAUAUAAAGGACCAGAUGCCAUUGAGUGUUGCUCAGUUUGCUGUCCAGGGCCUAGCUGAGUCCUUGACUGAAGACCUCCGGGUGAACAAGAUUGAUGGAGUACAUGUUACGCUUACUCAUAUCUAUCCGUUUGUCGUCAGUGAUGAGAGUGCUAAUAUUAAGUUAAGGAUACCAAGCUACUUUGGCACAAUAACUCCAAGCAAAGCAGCCAAAUCAAUACUAGAAAGUGUUCGCAGAAACUAUUUUGAAGCAUCAGUUCCUAAGCACCUUUUGUACUUAGGACAUCUCUUACGUAUCUUGCCGCGAAAGGCGACCGUCCUUAUCAGAGAUUUACUUGAUACUGGGGUGGACUUUGCAUGAAGAAUUUUGUAAUAUUUUAUCUAAAUCUCAUUGGUUAUUGCUUGUACUGAUAAUUCAGAUAUGUAGGACCAUAUAUUUAGUUUAAGAAUGGCAUAAUCAUGGCAUUUGUAAGAACGGUAGUUCACUUUAUAGACUGAAUUUUAUUAACUAUUUUUGUAUCUUCUGGUAUGAAAAAUAUCAGCUACGUUAGUGGAGUUAGAGUAGUAAAGUAAAACACUUUUUUGUUAUUUUUAAUCAGAUUUUAAUAAAAACCGAAAACCGUAAGCAUGCAUAUUGUAGAAUAAUGUAGAUAAAGUAGUGUAUGUAAUGUUAGUUAUUUAUUUUUAUAUGCAUUUAUUAGAUUAAGAACAUAAUAUUUUUUAAUUGAAUUACCUACUCUUGAAUUUUGCCGGGGUAACACAGUUUUUAAUAAAAAUAAGUGUACAAAAACUAAGGAAUUUCCUACAAUAGAAGAAUAAUGAAAUUGUAUCUACAUUAAAAGUAUUUUAUUAAAAAGUCGUUAAAAUAUU
This is a messenger RNA of Trichoplusia ni (cabbage looper), 1794 nucleotides long. RefSeq names its product epidermal retinol dehydrogenase 2-like. Gene Ontology annotation, cellular component: lipid droplet. Bases 308 to 1285 code for a protein of 325 amino acids. Gene Ontology annotation, molecular function: oxidoreductase activity, acting on the CH-OH group of donors, NAD or NADP as acceptor. The transcript has 6 exons. NCBI's taxonomy places the organism in Eukaryota, Metazoa, Arthropoda, Insecta, Lepidoptera, Noctuidae. The record is from RefSeq and is a predicted model, not a curated record.